GCCGCGCCCAUGAAAACUGUAUGACUUUGCCGGUGCAAUGAAUACCAUCGUUUAACGUUUAUUAUACAAUGUCACUGAUCUCAGCGUUAAGAUUUUUAACAUACAACUAUUCUGGAUACAGAUUUAAUGCGCUGUUAAAAACUAUGAAACCCCCAGCACAAAUACUUCAACAAUUCUCAGUCCAAUUGUCAACUGACACAAGGUUGUGUUCACAUUGUAUGGAACAACAUUCUAAAAUCACGAAAAUAAAACAAAUGCAGACAGGCUUAUUUAAAAAUGUGAAACCAACUGUCAGGUAUUUUUCUUCAGUAAAAGCUUCUAAAUAUGAGGACACUUUUCCGUUGCGUUUUAUUUAUCUUCAAACAAGUGUUGAGUUGUGGGAAGAAUUUCCAGAGGGUCUGCAGUAUGAUGUGGGAUAUGUUGACACUGGAUUCAAUAAUGAAGUUGCAAAGAAAUUUCCAGUUAUUCUAGGAUUGCCAAGUAGUGUUGCAACUCAUAUGCAGAUGGAAGGACCUUUAUUGACAUUUGCAAAACUUGGUUAUCGUGUAAUUAUUUUAAACAUGCCAGACAGUCCAUUAUGUCGUGGCAGAACUAAAAAGGACAGCACAGUGUUUGAACAAUCUGUCCUCGAGAGGUCAAUAUUCAUCAGGGACUUUUUGAAUGAGAUAAAAGUGGAUAGAGUAGACUUGCUGGUUGCCAACUCCUGCAGUGUGUACAGUGCUAUACAUUUCACUACCUAUAACAAGGGCCUUGUCUCCUCGCUGGCUCUGUUAAAUCCUACAGGGCUUGAUUACACAAAAGACAUGCGUCCUGUGCGCAUGAACAAGUAUCUUGCUACAUUCUGGGGUGACAGGAUGAUACUGCAGGAACUUAUUGUGCCUUUCAUCAGUUUGUUCAAGCAGUUAUCCUCAAGAAAACGUGACUGGUCAGCAUUUACGGUGGUCACUUAUGCCAAAGUUGUCAGCUCCCUCUCCUUUCAAGAUGUUUCCCAAGAUGCUAAGAACUUUCGUCUGCGGAAGCUCCCGACUUUGAUAGUUCAUGGAGAGGAUAGCACAGCAUUCAACAAGGCCUCGUCAUUAGAAUACUUGGAGGAACUGGACCUUGAGAACGCUCCGACUGCACAGCUGGAAGAGGGGGCCACAGUGCUGGAGAUUAAUAAAGCUGUGGAAAACAAGCCUAGGCUUCGUGUUUUCAUCCCCGGUAAAACCAAGGACUUGACAGACACUAACACUGUCAUGUUACGAAGAAUAUUACUUCAAUUCUUGAAAAACAUUCGCCCGGAUUUGUGAUGACAGAUUAUUUAGGCUUAUCAAAUUUAGUUGUGUGCUAUUUAAAUGGACUAGUUUUAUGUAAAUGUUAAAUACCGUAUUUUCUCGACUAUAAGACGGGGAAAUUGGGUCCCGAUUUUUACCCCCAAAGUAGGGGACCCGUCUUAUAAGCGAGUCGAUAAAAUAUUAAAAAAAGAUUCAAGUCAAAAUCAGUUAAAUUUUACAUAGGGUAUUCGUCUAUCCAGUCUAUCGUCUGCUGAUAUAAGUAUGGGGCAAUUAAGUAAACAACAACACGAAAUCUCUUCACCGCGCGUGCUCUGACGUCACACAGUGUACCGUUAUGCAUUUUUUCUCAUGGCGCGUGUCAGUAUAAUUAGUAUGACAGAUAUAUCAAAUCAAUAAAUUGGAAUGUUAAUAUGAUGUAGGUACCUAACUGUCAAUUUGAUUAAGCAAACAAAUGACAAUGCGAAUAUGAAUCCUUUAUGUUCGUCGCCAAUCAAGGGACAAUAUUGCCUAAAGCAUUAUUGCUAAACAAACACCUAUUCAUGCCUCGGCUUUUCGCAGUUAUGUCAUUGAAGCCAUUUAUUUUGCCGAAGAACUUCAUUGGUGUCUUCAAUAAAAAAAAAAAAAAAAAAACAUAUGUUGUUAUUAAUUAAUUAUUACAAUUUCGAUAAGUAACGACCUGUCCUGCAAACUUAUGUACUCAUUUUUAACCUACCUCCAAAUAGAGAGCUCACAGUUGCUCGCCAUUUUCUUUGAGUAAAACAAAAACAGUUACCGCGAAAGUCGAUAAUUGUCCGUUGAGCUUGAACAUUUUUACACAUUAGGAAGAAUUUUAGCAUUUUAGAUUUGCUUAAAAAUUGACCCCGUCUUAUAAGCGAGUCGAAACAAAAAGCACCAGAUUUCAUAGGCAAAGUUAGGGGGCCGUCUUAUAAGCGAAUCGCCUUAUAGUCGAGAAAAUACGGUACAAUAAAAUGAAAUAAUUCUUUGGUCGCUCCUUGUCCUUAUUUUUAUUGCUUCAACAUCAGUUGAGACUUUCUAUUUCACAUGUUAAUGCUUAUUCAAAAUGUUACUUUUUGAAUAAUGAUCAGUGUUUUAAUUCACCAUUUUGGAAUAGGGCUGGGGCUUUUCUGAAUGUAUGUUUUAGCAUUGGGGGACUAGGACUGAGCUUCAAACCAGAUUUGCCAAAAAAAAAUCACACAUGGUACUUUCAAUCUGAUCAUGAUUGCCAUAUUUUAUCUGAUUACCCAACAUUCCAGGUUUUCUAAUUUAUUCUAUGAGUAUUAUAUACAACUCCAAAGGUUUCGCUAAUGAAGUGACUUGUUGUACCUAGGACUUGUAAAACUUUGAGGUUGAAUUUUGGUCAAACAUUUGAUGUAAAUGACAAGGAAAGCUUUUGGGGAAAAAGACAUACAAAGUAAAAGUGUAUUUUUAAAUGUUUUUUGUUGUUUUUUAAUAUUGAACUUCACUUCCAAUCAUGAGCACUCAUUCUUGGUAGUUGUGAACUGUAUAAUAGUUUAUGAAGAUCACAUUAACUGAUGCAUAUACACUACA
Mya arenaria is the source of this 2822-nucleotide messenger RNA. RefSeq lists its product as uncharacterized. Lineage: Eukaryota; Metazoa; Mollusca; Bivalvia; Myida; Myidae. The record is from RefSeq and is a predicted model, not a curated record. The transcript is spliced from 6 exons. Bases 69 to 1289 code for a protein of 406 amino acids.